AAGCAACAUGAAAUCAUUAUCGAUACUCAUAAUAUCAUUCCUUUGCAUGCUCAUCAAUGCAUUGCACAUGGAGAUCCCAUCAUCGCCUAACCCAUCUCCAGUGUGUAUCCGUGACUUUGUACAAAAGGAUCAAAUGGUGGUUAUAAACUUGAAAACCGACGGUAAUAAAGGUGAUGGACAAAGAUUGGAUUUGAAAGUAACUGAUCUGGUCGGCAACGAAUACAGAAACAAGAGGGAUAUACUCGGUGAAGUCAAGAUUGCAUUCACAUCUCAUGACAAUGCUGCUUUUGACAUUUGUUUCACUAACCACCAAGAAAAGAAAUGGGGUAGAAACUCCAAAAUUCUGUUUAUUAGAAACGUCGAAUUGGAUAUUGAAAUUGGUGCUGCUGCUAGAGAUUGGAAUGCUUUGCAAGCCAGUGAAAAGUUGAAGCCUAUUGAACUUGAAUUGAGAAAGAUUGAAGGAUUGACUAGUGAAAUUGUCGAGGAAUUACAAUACUUGAAGGCCAGAGAAGAAAGAAUGAGAGAUACUAAUGAAUCUACCAACUCUAGAGUUAAAUGGUUUUCCAUCACUGUUAUUUUAGCCCUUAUUGGAUUGGGUGUUUGGCAAAUUCAAUAUUUAAGACACUAUUUCAAGGUCAAGCAUAUCAUCUAAGUUUGCAAUUUAUAUAUACCUUACCAUGUGUUUUUUAAUAUAUCAACAUAGCUUUCAAAAUAAACUUCUUGUUUAUAUUUUUCUGCUUGUUCUGUAGUUAUUGAAAAUUUCUCCAAUGGAUCAUUGCAUUGAUCAACAUACUCUUCAAAUACACCUGUUCUAAGCACAUCGGCCUUUUCACAUAUAUCAAAUAUUGUAUCUACUUCAAUACUGUCCUUGUCGUCUAAAUCGUUAACCACUUGGGUAAACAACCAACUCAAGACAAAGUUGAACUUGAGCCAGGUUUGUAGAAAACUGUUGAACGAAACAAACGUUUCAUCCUCCGUAAUCAGCAAGUAAAUGUUACUUGUUCCCAUCCAUUUUAAUACUAAUUGCAAAUUUUCAUCUUGCUCACUUGUAAGUCUAAAGUCAAAUUGGGGAACCCCAGUUAUUUCAGUUAGAAAAUACUGUGAAAGAGUAACCAAAAAGCUUUUCCUAUACAUAAGCUCGAUGUGGCUUUCGGAAUGUAUGCUAUAGUAAAAUUCAAUCAAGUAGUUAUAGUCCAUAGUCAAUAAUUUUUGUGUUAGCUGCUUCAAUAGUUGAGACAUGGAUGUGCUACUUGAAUCAUCCUCAUUCUUAAGAAAGGACCAGUAAUAGACCAUAUUGACUAUUUUAAAACGAAGAUUUAAGGAAUGUAAGUUAUCUUGCUUAUUUUGAGUUAGUGCUGGUUCGCUCUUUUGAAGUAAAUCCUUUUCAUACAGGUAGCAUGACUUUGGGAUAGGCGAAUCUCUAUGAGACAAUCCAUUGAAAACAAAUUCGAUUAGUCGAUCGUACCAACUCGCUUUAAAAUGGGCCAAUUGAGUAAUUAGUCUUUGGAGUAAAUCACCUUUCUGAACAAGAUCAAUUUCAACGAGGGUGAAUAUUAACUGGAGGACAUUACUAUGGGUGGUGUAUAUUGCAUGGUAAUUUGAAUACGAAUUAGAACUCUUUCCACAACAGUAAAAUGUCCAGUUGAUUAAAUUCCAUAUUGUGAAGUUCUUCUUUGGGUGGAGUC
Spathaspora passalidarum NRRL Y-27907 is the source of this 1685-nucleotide messenger RNA. It is a transcript of the gene ERV25, whose product is annotated as Erv25p. Bases 8 to 652 code for a protein of 214 amino acids. Lineage: Eukaryota; Fungi; Ascomycota; Pichiomycetes; Serinales; Debaryomycetaceae. Gene Ontology annotation, cellular component: COPII-coated ER to Golgi transport vesicle; Golgi apparatus; endoplasmic reticulum. The transcript has a single exon. Gene Ontology annotation, biological process: Golgi organization; intracellular protein transport; endoplasmic reticulum to Golgi vesicle-mediated transport. The record is from RefSeq and is a predicted model, not a curated record.